AUGGGCAAAAAGAGACGCGGACCUUCCCUGGAGGAGCUUCUGGCUCGGCCGUGGUGCUACUACUGCGAGCGCGACUUCGACGACCUCAAGAUCCUGAUCUCGCACCAGAAGGCGAAGCACUUCAAGUGCGAGCGCUGCGGGCGCCGGCUGAACACCGCUGGAGGCCUCUCGGUGCACAUGAGCCAAGUCCACAAGGAGCAGCUAUCGACCGUCGACAAUGCGCUGCCCAACCGAUCCAGCCUCGACGUCGAGAUCUUCGGCAUGGAGGGCGUCCCCGAGGACAUCAUCCAGACCCACAACCAGCGCGUCCUCACGCAGUUCCAGCAGGCCGAGGCCGAGCGACAAGCCGAGACCGGGAACCCGCCCGCCGGAGCGGGGGCAGGCGGCCAGCCCGCGAAGAAACCCAAGCUCGAGAGCGUGUCCGAUCUGAAGAAGCGGUUGGCUGAGCAUAAGGCCAAGAAGGCGGAGGCUCUCGCGGGUGGCAGCAGUGGCGAGGCGACCCCGGUGGGCGCGGGCCAGACUCCUACCCCUGGAUAUGUAAACGCAACCCACUCCCCCGCUCGCCGCCAACCCGCAGUUCUCAUACCCCAGCCGUACGGCACCGCCUCCCCCUACCCCCAAACGGCAAGUCCCGUGUACCCGAGCUUCUCACCGGGCGCACAGCAGCAGUUCAGCGCGCCGCCGCAGUACAACGCCGGCUACUCGCCGCAGCCGUUCGCGGGCAGCACCCCCGGCCAGCCGUACGGCGCCACGGCCCCGGCCUUCCCGCCCCAGCAACCCCAAACACAUACCCCCCCGCAGUCGACGGGCGCGUUCCCUCCGCGAUCGGGCAGCCUGCCGACGCCGCCGAACCUGCCGCAACGGCCCGCCAUGCCGGCGCCUCCGGUGAACGCGUACCAGAUGCAGCAGAUGCACAUGGGCCAUGCCCCGCCGGCGAACGGCGAGCAGCCGCCGCCGCCGCAGCAGCAGCAGCAGCAGCCGACGGAGGCGACGCCGAUCGCAGCGUCGGUGGACGAUCUGAUCUCGGGGGCGGCGAAGCAGGCGGAGGCAGGCGCGGGCGAGAAGCCAAAGGGCGAGGAGAAGAAGAAGGACAAGUCGAAGCAGGGGCGGCUGGUGUAUUCGGACAACGAGACCAGUCCGGAGGAGAAGAUGGCACGGUUGGCAAGGUACGCAUACGAACCCGAUCGGCGAGGGGAGACGGCGCUGGAAGAGGUUCCGGCGGCGGCGGUGGUUGGGACGAUUCGGGAGACGGAUACGGUGGUGGAUGCGACGGGCAGUUGA
This is a messenger RNA of Aspergillus heteromorphus CBS 117.55, 1281 nucleotides long. RefSeq names its product putative C2H2 finger domain protein. Gene Ontology annotation, cellular component: nucleus. The coding region runs from base 1 to 1281 and encodes 426 amino acids. NCBI's taxonomy places the organism in Eukaryota, Fungi, Ascomycota, Eurotiomycetes, Eurotiales, Aspergillaceae. Gene Ontology annotation, molecular function: DNA binding. The record is from RefSeq and is a predicted model, not a curated record. The transcript is spliced from 3 exons.